This is a messenger RNA of Gadus morhua (Atlantic cod), 1214 nucleotides long. Its product is annotated as odorant receptor 131-2-like. Gene Ontology annotation, cellular component: membrane. The coding region runs from base 259 to 1041 and encodes 260 amino acids. Gene Ontology annotation, molecular function: G protein-coupled receptor activity; olfactory receptor activity; odorant binding. The record is from RefSeq and is a predicted model, not a curated record. Lineage: Eukaryota; Metazoa; Chordata; Actinopteri; Gadiformes; Gadidae. The transcript has a single exon. Gene Ontology annotation, biological process: G protein-coupled receptor signaling pathway; detection of chemical stimulus involved in sensory perception of smell.
UAGUCCUCGGCCCUUCUAGCAGGCAAGCAAAGUUUUACUGAGAUGACGUCAAACGCGUCAUUUUACGUCAUUUCAGGAGAAAUUUAGAUCAGGAAAGCUAGGCUAAGGGAAAACUAUAUUACAAUAGCGAUUUUAUAAUGAUAGAACGCCGGUCCUGAAUUGGUGAAGUAUCCCUUUAAUUAUAGGAAUCUGAAUUCUGUUCAAGUCACUUUGGAUAGAUGAUAAUAAAGCUUAUGGGUUACGUUGCAGAUCUUCUCUAUGAACCCUCGCUACAUCCUCUUCAUCCACAUGGUGCUGAACGACAUGCUGCAACUGACCGUCUCCGUGCUGCUCUUCGUCCUCAGCUACGUCUUCUUCUCGAUCAACGCGUGCAUCUGCUGCUCACUGGUGACCCUCGCCGCCCUCACCACCCAGAACACACCCCUUAACCUGGUGUGCAUGGCGACGGAGUGCUUCAUCGCUGUGUUUCUGCCACUGCGCCAUGCUCAGCUCUGCACCGUCAGGAGGACCUACACCCUGAUCGGCCUCAUCUGGUUGGUGAGCUCGGCGGCCAUCAUCCCCGAUGUCCUGAUCGCACUCGCCACCGAGCCCCUAGAGUACUUCCUCUCACGAGUGUUCUGCGUGCGGGAUAACAUCUUCCCCAAACUCAUCGAGAAGGUCCACGUCUACAACAUUGUGUUCCUCGUGCUGGUGUGGCUCAUCCUGUUCUAUGUCUACGUGAAGAUCUUGGUCGCGGCCAAAGGGGCUAACGCCGACGCCAAGAAAGCCAGGGACACCGUCCUGCUGCACGCCUUCCAGCUGCUGCUCUGCAUGCUGACCUACAUCGCUCCUGUGCUGAAGCGUAGUCUGUUCCUCUGGUUCCCCAGACACUACGCCAAUGCACUGUUUGUCUGUUACAUCGUCAUUCAGAUGUUCCCCCGGUUCCUCAGUCCAAUCGUAUACGGCCUGCGAGACAAGACCUUCAGACAGUACCUGAAGAGAAAUAUGAUGCUUAAAAAGAUCAAGACUAAGAUUGUCAAGCCUCUGCACUCCCUUAAAUAGAUCGUUGGUGGUUUGAUUCGUUUCAGUUAAAUAAAAGUGAUGAAAUGAUUGGGGCAGACGUGGUCAUUUCUAGAAAAAGGUCACAGUACUAAAAGGUACCACACUUUGUUUCUUAAAACAUUAGAAAAAUGUAAAAUAGUUUCUGUUUGAGGUUUACUGAAGAAUUAUUGGAA